Hansenula ciferrii is the source of this 2316-nucleotide messenger RNA. RefSeq lists its product as uncharacterized. The transcript has a single exon. The record is from RefSeq and is a predicted model, not a curated record. Bases 1 to 2316 code for a protein of 771 amino acids. NCBI's taxonomy places the organism in Eukaryota, Fungi, Ascomycota, Saccharomycetes, Phaffomycetales, Wickerhamomycetaceae.
AUGUCCUCACAAAAUGAAGCUGAUUUUGACAAUCAAAUAAACACAUUAUCUUCACAUUCAUUUUUUUCUGAUACUUCAAGAACAAGUGAAUUACAAGAUGAUUUCCAAAGAUCAAAACACAAGAUUUCACUUAAACCAAUGUCACUUAUUGAAGCUAAUGAGUAUGUUGAAAACAAUAGAGAGAUUAUUAUGAAUAAUGUGGAUUCAGAAUUAAGAAAGAAGAUAAGAUCAAUAAGGUUUUGGAAGAUAUUUGAUAUUAAUAAAAAUCCAUUUAUUCCAUGUCCAAUAAUCAUCAAUAUUAGCUUGACUCAUGUUUUAUGUGAUUAUUUAACAGAUCAAUCCAGAGUCAAAGAAUUGAAUAUCAAAUCAAGAAUCCCAAGCACAAGUAUUCCAUACAUUUACAAGUUGUUGUUUAUUAUCCCAAGAUCAUUAUCUUAUACAAAAUUACUACAUACCAUUGGACCAUUGGCUGAUGAGAAUGAAAUCAAACAAAAUCUAAGCAAUAAGGACCAUAAAACUUUAAAAUUUAACUUGAUUGGGUUCGAAAGUGGAUGGUUGAAUGAUGAAAUUGAUGCAUUAGAGGAAAAAUUAGACAAGUUGUUAGAACCAAAAGAUGAAUACGCUUUAAAAGUACUGGUCACAUUUUAUAGAGAGUUAUUAUAUGAUGUUUUCAAAGGUAUGAAAACAUCAGAUGAUACAAAUGAUCCAAAUUAUAAGCUUAGUAUAAGCUAUUUCAAUGAUGUUGUUGCACCAGUGUUGGAAUUGUUCAAUUUUGCUAAUGAACAAGAUACCAAUAAGAGGGCUUAUAUGAUUAACAAUGCUACAAACAUACCAGUAAAACAAUUUUCGGGUAAAAGCUACCCAAAGUUUGAAACUAGAACUAAACCUGAAGGUUCAGGAGUUGGUAUUUCUAUUUUGAAUAAUCAAUUAAAUGUUGAUCAUGUUUUGAAUACACCAAGGGUAAUUAUGAAUAUUGAAUCUGAAAGUCCAAAGCUCUUUAAGGAAACUUCAAAUGAACAAAUAAAUAUUGCAAAACUCAUUAAAGAAUCUUCACAGUUUCAAGAGAUUAUGAAACAAUCGGUAAACCAUUCUAUAUCAUUAAAAUCAUCGUUUGGAGCUAUACAGGAUUAUGAAAAUACUUUUUUUUAUCUUCUUCCAAAGAAGGAUAACUUGAGUCUUGAGGAUUCUGAACCAUUAAGCUUGAAUUUCAUGAUUUCAAAUGAUAGCCAUCAAGAUUCACAAUCCUUGAGUCAAAUAAACAGAGUUGAAUCAAGACUCAUGUAUGCUAUAUUCAUUUCACAGAUUCAACAUUUUGAUAAACAUUCAGAUGCUAAUGAUGACGAACUUUGGAAUAUUUUGCGUCGCAAAUUCGUUGUGAAACCUGAGGGUCCAUCAAUUGAGAAUUUAAAGGUUGAACCUGGCACUACAGUAACUGACACAUCAACCGAUAAUACAGUGGUGAUAAACUCUAAUGUGGAUGAUUUUGCAAAAGAUUCUAAAACCAAUACUACGGAAACUUCUAAGACUUUUCCUGAGCCAGUCGUUAAAUAUAGUGAUAUUUUGAAGCUUGAAAAGUUUGAUUUCCCUUCACUAAGUAAUCUAUAUCUUGUCGAUUGCAAUGAAUUCCAAAAUUUAUUCAUCAACUACAUAUAUGAAGAGGAUAGAGACGAUUUAGAACGGUUUGUAAACCAGAACCCUAAUUGCAAAAUCAUAAUCAAAGCUUAUGUGAAAGAUGAGAUGAUGCAACAUCUAAUUGAUAGAGAAGAAUAUAGUUAUGUCGAUGAUUCUUAUUCGUUUAAAAGUGCUAAAGAAUAUACUGAAGAGUUUCUAAAAUACAAUGUUAUUAAUGAAAUAAGAGUAAACUUGAUACUAAGGAAAUACAAUAAUGAAAAGCUAAGAAAUAAAAAACCUGAUGAAUGUUUCAAUGUUCCAUUAUUCCUCACAUCAGGUGUCAUCAUUGAUGAAAACAAUUGGUCUGCACCUGUGGGAACUUUUGUAGCAUUCCAAUUCUUAGAUAAUUUGAUAUCAUUGAAAGAUGAAUCUGAUAUUAGUGGUGGUUUAAUCCCAGUAAUCAAGAAAUUGCAUUCUAUGGGUAUUUCUCAUGGAGACAUUCGCUUGGAAAAUGUUUCAAAAAUCGAAGAUAACGGGGAGAUUGUUUUGAUGGAUUUCAAUAGAUCUGAAGUUCUUUCGGACUAUAAAGAUGACAUCAAUUGGCAAAGGGGACUUAAAAUGGAUGAUUUUUCCGUAUUAGGGUCUCUCAGAUAUGAUCUAGGCUUGCAACAGCAAGAUGAUGAAGAUUUUUCAGAUGUAAUUUAA